CCUCCUUAAUCAACACAAACACAAACGCAAACACUUGUCAUGUUGUGCUCUGAAACCCACUUCCCAAAAUAAUACCUUCUUUAGAAGGGAUUUUGUUCUCUUUGGCCUCACUUCACUCCGAAAAUGGCUUCCUUUGAAGAUGAAUUAAAUGCCUAUUCUUAUCUCUACCCGGUUGAGUUGCCAUCUAAGAAAUUUGUCUUCAAAUGGGUAGAAUCACGAAAGCCUGAGCGAUACUCUUCAGCUGCGCCACUUUCUCCUGACGCUCGCCUGCGCAUUGUAUCGGAGCGUGUUGAUAUUAUUGAUAAUCUUAUCAUCUCUGUCACGAUAGGUCCCCCAAAUUCGAGCAUUAUAAAAACAACGGAUAAGAGUAAAUGGACUGCAAGAGAGGUUGCUGAUUCGGUUUUAUCUGACAAAUCAGCACUGCGAGUUACCUCCAGUCAGCGCUUAGCUGAGAGUUCAGUUCUUGAUACGCAUUCCGGGGAAAUUGAUGGGGAGCCUUAUUGGUAUUAUGAAUACCUUGUUCGCAAAUCACCAAUAAAAGUUACACCGGAUUCAAGUGUCUUUCGCCACUAUCUUGCUUCAACAGCUGAAAGAGAUGGUUAUUUCUAUUCUAUCAGUGCUUCAACUCUUAGCCCACAGUGGGAAAAGAUGGGGCCUUUCCUUGAAAAAUCAGUGAGCUCGUUCCGCCUUUUAAAGCCAACGGAAAAUUAUGUUCCUCCUUAUAAAGAUCCUUGGAGAUUUUGGUGAAUAGAAGAAGGAAAAAAAAAAGAGAUCAAUUUUGUUGUAUUCAUGUAUUGAUUCUUUUGGGAUAUAAUUUAUGCAAGAAAGUUGAAAUCGCAUAUUGUAUUCUUUUGGGUUUGCUGAAAAAGGAAACAAAGAAAUGAUCAGAAAUGGAGUUAUGUAUGUAAUCACGCAACAAUUCCUUUCAUAACAUUGAAUUUGUACAAAAA
This is a messenger RNA of Arachis ipaensis, 950 nucleotides long. NCBI's taxonomy places the organism in Eukaryota, Viridiplantae, Streptophyta, Magnoliopsida, Fabales, Fabaceae. The record is from RefSeq and is a predicted model, not a curated record.